CAUCCCCAAAACCCACGCACGCUCUUUUUACUUUAGGAAAAUCAUACCAACGGAGCCGGCAUCUGCGAUUGACACAGCGACUUGAUUAUUAGCAAAGCGAUCUCAUCAAGCGACUCACGACUGACGAAAUAUCGGACGGUUCAACUCUUGCCGACCCCAGACGAGGCUGAAUUAUUCUUCCGCACCUCCGGCUAUAAAGAACUCGUGCCGAUUUCUACCCUUUUUCCGGGCGUUGCACUUCCCUUUUUGACCGUGGGUCACAGUUACUGCAGCUAUCUCGACUACGACUACAUCGAUUUCAAGACCCGCCUGCCCUGAAACACGAACAAGGCCAGAGGCAAAGAGUCCUGAAUACAUAGUUUGCGGGGAAAGGAUAUCGAGAUGGCGGGCCCAGAGGUGAAUAUUGACCGCGGGAAGUCGUUGUUGCUGAAGGACCAAGGGAACAAAUGUUUCCAAGCUGGUGAUUAUGCUGGUGCUGAGGCGUUGUACACAAAGGCAAUCAACCAUGACCCGACAAACCCUCUCCUCUACACGAACCGCGCCAUGUCCCUACUUUCUCUUUCCAAGAAAGGGUCCUCGGAGCCCCAAGACCCCUCCGCCAUUCCCGUCCUCACCCCUAUCCAAAUCGAGAACUACGAGAAAGUAAUUGCCGACUCCCUCUCUUCCAUUCGCCUGCAUGCCGAAAAUAUGAAAGCAUAUUAUUUCCUCGCGCAAGCACAGAUCGCUCUUCACCGGCCGAGCGAGGCCCUGGCGUCAGCAAAAGAAGCGCACCGGCUUUGCGUAGAAGAGAUCCAUAAGGGUGGGAAAGGAGCAAGCAGUAUAGGACCGAUCACGGAACUAGUCUUGAGAUGUAAGAAAGAGGCUUGGGAAGCGAAGGAGAAGGAGCGGUUAGAUGCACAAGGAGGACUGGUGAGGGAACUGCAGGUCUUACUGGAGAAGGAACGCGAUCGCCGGGUGGAGGAAUUGCAUUCCCAAGCUGCGACGGAGAUGACAGAUGGAGAGGGUGUGAAUGUGCCAGUGGAGGAACAGAAGAUCACAGAGGAGUAUGCGAGGAAGAUUGAGGAGGUUCGGAACAUGGGCGUCGCGGCGGGGACGGUGGGCGAGGAGGGCAAACGGAGGAAUGUCCCGGAUUGGUGUAUUGAUGAUAUUACAUUCUCGGUCAUGGUCGACCCUGUAGUUACCAAGACAGGCCAGUCCUAUGACCGCAGCUCCCUCAUGGAACACCUGAAGCGCACUCCGACGGACCCGCUGACCCGCGAACCUUUAAGAAUGGAGGAUCUCAGACCGAACCUCGCAUUAAAGGAGGCAUGCGAUGAGUUCUUGGAACAGAAUGGGUGGGCUGUCGAUUGGUAGUCCGUUGCGGGCAGCGGAUGGAAGAGGAUGAGAUCUAUGCAUUGCGCGGCGUCUGGUAGAUAUCAUUCAGAGCGUGAUUUUCAGCGCCAUUUUCAGCGCCAUAUGAAUUAGGAGAUAUCACGGCGCUGUAGCAGAGAUAUGAUUAUAGCGUGAUGAUUUAAGAUAUUUCAAUAUACUGAGGUUCACGAUCAGAACCGAGAUUUAAG
Amorphotheca resinae ATCC 22711 is the source of this 1559-nucleotide messenger RNA. RefSeq lists its product as hypothetical. Bases 382 to 1353 code for a protein of 323 amino acids. NCBI's taxonomy places the organism in Eukaryota, Fungi, Ascomycota, Leotiomycetes, Helotiales, Amorphothecaceae. The record is from RefSeq and is a predicted model, not a curated record. Gene Ontology annotation, biological process: cellular response to misfolded protein; protein quality control for misfolded or incompletely synthesized proteins; protein polyubiquitination. The transcript is spliced from 3 exons. Gene Ontology annotation, molecular function: protein-folding chaperone binding; ubiquitin protein ligase activity. Gene Ontology annotation, cellular component: cytoplasm.